AGAUGGCGAGUGAAUCGCCAACAGAAAAUAACACAAAUGGAACAGAACCCUCCAUACAGACUUUAAUCAAAAAUCCAUCAAGGUCGACUGUCACUACCACGUCUCGCUAUGGACCUAAUGAAGGCAAAAUGGUCAAUCGUUCCAUGUCUGGGGACCAUCUGCAGACGAGUAACCAGAGCAGUACGACAACGACUCGCGUAAGCAAAACGACCUCGACCUCGAGCAGUGCGACCAGCCACCAAAGGGUGCACGUCACCAGCGACCUCAAAGCUUCGAACAUGAAAUCCGACCUGGUGGAACUGAAGAAUAACCUGAACGACAUGAAGAGCAGCCUGCCGAACACGCUGAUCAAACUGAAAAGCUCCCUCGAGAACCUGGUGGACGCGGACGACGUCGUCGACAUGGACGAGCCGCUGGUCACGUUUCCGGACGAUACUCCGGUGCCGUCAGAGAUCGGAUCGCCCACCAACGUCGUGGACACGUUGAAGUUCGAGCAGAAGACGAUGAACAACUAUAAGAAAACCUCGGUAUUAAAAGACGGUAUUAGUGCGGAAAAGGAAAGUGCAAAAUGUGCCGACAUGAAGAAACUGCAGGCAGGCGACAUGUCGUACGAAGAAAACAGAGCUGCCGCCGCUAUUCGUGCCAAAUUGGAGAUGGACGGAGUUUCCGCGGAAAAAACACACCAUUCUGCCAAAGAAGCGAGAUCUCUGAAAGCCGGCGAUCUAAGCCAACAGGAAUCCAAAAACAUGGCGCACACGAACAUGAAAGUGACGACGGACACGUUCAGCAGUGAACAGAAAGCGAUGGAGUCGCAAAUGCAACGGCAGACGGUCACUGCGAGCGGCAACUACAAACAGGAGAAGCACAGCUCCAGCUCUAGUCACAUCUUCUCCUCUUCGACCAAAGGUCUCGCGACGUCUGCUACCUCUAUACUUCAGGCUGCCACCAGACAGUUUCAGCUGAUGAACGGCAAUCCCGAGGACGAAAUCCUGGCCACUUCUCUAGACGACCUGGACAGCUUAUCCGCCGCUUCAAAUGUCCAGGAUAUCGAACGCGCUAUCCACAAAUACUCCACAUACCUGGACGUAUCCAUCCGCUGCUUGCAAAAGCUGGAUCAAAGCAAGAACGCCCCGCAAUUGCUUAACAAAAUCAACGACGUCAUGUGCAAAGCGUGGGCGGUGCCCACUUUCGGGCACGAACUCGGCUACACGCUUUGCAACGCGUUAAGAAACUGCGGGGGAUUGGAUCUCAUCAUGAAUAACUGCACCAAGGGCGAUAAGGAGCUGCAGUUCGCUAGUGCCAGGCUGUUGGAGCAAUGUCUGACAGCCGAAAACAGGGCGCAUGUCGUCGAGAAUGGAUUAGAUAAAGUUGUAAACGUCGCCUGCGUUUGUACGAAAAAAUCCAAUUCGGUGGAUCAUUCAAGAGUUGGAACUGGAAUCUUGGAACACCUCUUUAAACAUAGUGAAGAAACUUGUAGCGACGUGGUGAGACUAGGAGGUUUAGACGCCCUGCUGUUUGAAUGUAGAAAGAGCGACGUUGAAACCUUGAGACACUGCGCUGGAGCUUUGGCAAACUUAAGUCUUUACGGUGGUGCAGAGAACCAGGAAGCUAUGAUCAAGAGAAAGGUUCCGAUGUGGCUGUUCCCCUUAGCAUUCCAUACCGACGACAAUAUCAAAUACUACGCUUGCUUGGCGAUAACAGUACUAGUCGCCAACCCGGAAAUAGAAGCCGAGGUGCUCACAUCAGGCACUUUGGGCUUGGUGGAGCCUUUCGUCACGUCGCACAACCCCUCGGAGUUCGCAAAGUCCAACCUGGCGCACGCGCACGGUCAAAGCAAAACGUGGCUGAAAAACUUGGUUCCUGUGCUGAACUCUAAGCGAGAGGAAGCGCGAAACCUCGCCGCCUUCCACUUCUGCAUGGAAGCGGGCAUCAAGAAACAGCAAGGCAAUACUCAAAUGUUCGCUGAGAUCGGCGCGGUGGAGCAGUUAAAAAAAGUAGCCAGUUGCCCGAACGCGGUCGCCUCGAAAUAUGCUGCUCAAGCGUUGAGGCUGAUCGGAGAGGAAGUGCCGCACAAGUUGAGCCAGCAGGUGCCUCUGUGGUCCGUGGAGGAUGUCGAGGAGUGGGUGAAGCAGAUCGGGUUCUCGGAGAUCGCGCCCAGUUUCGUGGAGAGCCGGGUGGACGGGGACCUGCUGUUGCAACUGACCGAAGAUAAUCUCAUGGCGGAUAUUGGACUCACGAAUGGCAUCAAGAGGAAAAGAUUCACCCGUGAAUUGCAGAAGCUCAAAAAGAUGGCAGAUUACACAUCUCGAGACACAGCAAACAUCAAUAACUUCCUACAGUCGCUUGGUGCUGAAUUCUCGAUAUAUACCUACAGUUUACUCAACGCUGGCGUUGAAAGGAAAGACUACCUUCUUAAGAUCUCAGAAGACCAACUGCUCAAAGAAUGUCAAAUCGAAAACUCAAUUCACAGGUACAGGAUAAUGGAAGGUAUCCGUCAGCUGGAGAAUGGCUUGGACAACGGCCUAACCGAGGACAACAUCGACAAGCCGCUGGACGUGUUCGUCAGCUAUCGACGAUCGAACGGCUCGCAAUUGGCCAGCCUGCUCAAAGUCCACUUGCAGCUGCGAGGCUUCAGCGUGUUCAUCGACGUGGAGAGGCUGGAGGCGGGCAAGUUCGACAACAAUUUGCUGCAGAGCAUACAGAAGGCCAAGCAUUUUCUGCUCGUGCUGACGCCCGGCGCGUUGCAGAGGUGCAUAGGAGAUCAGGAGCGAAAAGACUGGGUGCACAGGGAGAUUGUGGCGGCUUUAUCAGCGAACUGCAACAUUAUUCCAAUAAUAGACAAUUUCACCUUUCCCGAACCAGACGAGCUACCGGAAGACAUGCGUCAAGUAUGUCAUUUCAACGCAGUCCGAUGGAUUCACGAUUACCAAGACGCGUGCGUGGACAAACUUGAAAGGUUUCUUUGGGGCUAUGAGGUCACUGCUGGUUGAAAGGCACAACAACCUAUCAUACACACAUCCUAAGCAUGUUAAUUUUUAUCAAUAAAGUGAAUACUUUCUCGAAAUGUACCUUUAUUUUCGCUUGCUACGAUUAGCGUUUAUCAUUUCAACGACAAAGUGGAAGAAGUUAAUUCUCCUCUUUUUUCCUUCCCAGAAUAGUAAGGAAAAGCUUGCAAAGACGAUUUUAACGGGACCGUCAAUAGUCACUUGUUGUUUUUCAUAACGGUGAUCUCUAUCGAAACGAAAGUACAAAUAACAAUGUUCAUGCGCGGCGAACUUAACUCUCGCGGCCUGGACAGUUGCAACAACCUGAUGAAUCGUCUCGGCAAGGGCGACAUCACGCCCGGUACGCCGUCCAAUCCUAACCUCGUCAGGCAGCCGCCCAGCUACCAGCGAAUGCACAGCAACGAUUCUGGCAGCGGGAAGGGCAGCGAUAAGGACGUCAGCAGCAGAGAUUGACUAGACGGGGUCGUUAGGGGGCCAGCCAGCGGGGCUGUGCAAGUGGCGCCCACGCCGUUACCCAGUUCUGCUCCGUAGGUUCUGCCGCGCGCACAGCCCUGCGCGCAGCUGGAUCAUCAACGGCAGCGAGCGGUCUCGCGCCGGCGCAGCGGCCGGCCUGCCUCCCGCCCGCCCCCGCAGGGCGAGCAAUCACGUCGCCCCCGUUGUGUCUCAGUUGGCGCUGGCCAGUCAUCCGCCCGCCUCCGACGGUCAACUCAAGCCGGGACGAUCGAGAAGUCUGGACGGUUUGUUAGACGGACCCGAGGUGAAAGAGCAGCUGGCCACGGCGGCGGCGGCGGGAUCGCCUUUGAAGGCCCAGAAUGGUUGGGCCAUGACUGAACACACCACUCCGUCCCACCCCCAAGCAACGCAGAGCUGCGACGAUUUGGACACGAAACGCAGUCUGAGCAGCAGCAGCAGCAGCACCAGCAGUACCACAGACGAUGACCGCAUAGACACUAACAGUGCUGACGACAAAUCUUCCGUACACAGUGAAUCGAGCGACUCGAAAAACAAGAAGAACUUUGUAGGUCGAUGCGUUAAUCGGAUGCGAUCGCUUAUAAGAAUGUGAGGACCUCUUCAAAUGCACAGGCUCCUAGCAUAUCCCCAAGGCUUGCCAAUUGCGGAAUGUACAAAGCAACCAGCACAAAAAGAACAUAUGCAAUCGAUAAAUAGUAUAUUUGGUUGUUACUGCGUAAGGACGUGAAGAAAGAUUACCUUGUUUAGAACCCGUGACCACCAAGUCUUUUUGUGUAGAUUGUGGCGUUAUUUUAUGUUUGUACAGGGCUUCGUUCAAGAAAUUAGUGCUUAUCGUACUUAUCUUACAUAACAUUGCAGGAUUAUUUUGUUUAUCGAAAAAAUUACAUUCAUGAUGCCCGGCUACGUCUUCACCUAAAUCAGUUUUCAUUGGGCUUCCGGAAAGAGACUAAUAUUAAUUUAUUUGUCAGAUAUCUCACAGAAUUGAUCUCAUUGUAUCUGCGCUAGCAUCCGAUGAUCGUAAGUCAGCCUCCUUUAAGGAUGGGUGCUAAGGCCUGAGAAAUUCCACAUCCAGCCCUUAUAAAGGGCUGCAAGACAUCGUCUCCUCUCCUUUGAUACCCUGGCUGCUGAAGAGCCAAGUGGACACGUAGUACUGUCAUUGAUUAUCCCUGUAGCUUCACUAGCAUUUUCUGUUGCAUGUUUGCUACGCCGAUAUGGCAGAGAUCCUUGCCGAGCAUUUUCCUAAGUUGUUUGGAUGGAAGACAACGUGGACACCUCCCUGCAACCUUACAGGCUUUCUACAAGACCUAAAUUUGGUACUCGCACCUUCAUGUCGACAUUUAAUUUCCGUCCAAUUAUGACGUCCAACAUCGCAAGUGCUGCACCAUCUCGUUUCCAACCUUAAUUUCUUUUCAGUGUUUCCGCGCACUACCCUUCAGUCCCCACUGAUUUUAAUAGUCUAUGGUCCGUUCCUUACCGUGUUUGAGAAAUGAUUUAACACACGAGUCAUCCACAUACUGCGAGAAAAUAGUUCUCGCAAUGUAGCCUUUUGGAAGGUCCAACACAGUCCCAAAAUUGACCCUUGCGGCACACCGUUCACUAAUUCCCGUGAACUUGAUAAAACGUUCAAAGUUUUCCGCCGUCAUUUGAAAAACACAGGUUUCUGUCCGCGCACGUUGGUACCGUGGUGUGUGCCUACGAGACGGCGUGGCGUAACUAGAAAGCGAUUGGAGAUGCCUUACCAAUCCGGUUUGUUUCACUUGAUUGAUAAAAAUAUAAAACUUCUCAACUCUACUGACAUUUAAAUGUAGAUUGCUCAAGUACGUUCAUUUUUUAUCUUUCUGAUGAUGCUCAACAACAUAUAUCAAUAUGCUUUUUUCAUGAUGUUUAUAGGAUCGCUGCAAAAAUAUUUAAUCGAGGACUAAUUACACUUUUUUUUGAACUGAGCUCUAUACAAAGCAAUACUAGCAGCAGCUGAAAUCGGUCGAGAUGUACAUAUUGUAUAUUUUUUUACUAUUUUUUUUUUCUAGCUACUUUUCACAUAAAAUCGCACUUCAAUGUUUCUGUUCAGCACCGAAAAUAUAAUCCGUCAGAUUUUACGUAAUACGUUAAACAGAUCAGAACAAAUCAAAGCAUUUUGUGAUAUUCUAUUUGUUUGUAGGAUAAGAUAACACUUAAGCAGGAUUUCGUACAUUUCGCGACUUUUUACGAUGAUCCAAAAAUAUUCAAAUCACUAGCUUACAUUUUGAAUGAUCCAGUCACUAUUAAAGUUCGCCACUAGCUUGUACACUGAAGGUUUUAUAAAAAAAAAUAUGAUUCAUACAACGAUACUCCAUCGAUCUAUAAGCUUAAAUUCACCAAGGUGCCUCUUUCAAUAUAAAUAAAUAAAUGUAACGUGUCCACAUUUUUGCAUUACAUAAAAUAAAUGCUACUUAGGAAUAUUUCGGUGUGUACUAAUGAUUUUUUUGAAAAGACCAAACACUGGAUGGAAUUGAGUGUGCAAAAUGUGGGGAACGCAGUUUAUGAACAGAUUUUUUAAAUCCCCUUUCCUCUCAAAUCAUGACAAAAAAGAUUUUACAGGAUUUAUACACAGCGUAUUUCUAGCUAAACCUUGGGGUCUUGUAGGGGAAGGUUUUAGCUUCAAUUUAGUUACCUGGCAGUCGCAAAAAUAAUUAUUGUUAAACGAGUUUUUAGUCAGUGAAGAUGAGCAUUUUUAGGGUUUUACAAACAGCUCUGAAACGACAAACUUUAGAGAAAAAACAUCUAUUUUACUGAUUUCUUAUGGUAGGGUAUUAAAAAAAAAUCGAUCAAAACGUGGCUCCCUCAAUCCUUGCGCGUGGUUCUGGUUACUUUUACUAUAUUUCACAUCUAAAUAGUACACAUGCUUUCUACACAACAAAAUAAAUGAUUCGAGCACGAAUUCUCAACCUGCAUAGUGAUUCAUAUUUGCUUGCCUAAGAGUUUUUUUCAUCUCAAAUUUUUAUUUCAAACGAAAAGAUCCUUUAGCAUCAUACGAUAUUUUUAUACAAGCUCAAUGCUGGGUAAUUGUUAAAUCUUUGUUGCGAGAUUUUUUUCUCUUGGUGUCGAAGAUGAAAAGUAUUUUACAAGUGUUGUCAAAUCGAGUCGUUUUUAUAUGCGUUUCAAUAUUUGACAUAGCCUGUAUUUUUAUUAUUUUAUAAUGUGUUUUAACAUGUACAGUUUUCUUGAAAGAGAAUGUUAGCGCUACCGAAACUUGCUUGUAAUUUAUAUAAGCAAGGCGAGAGGUAUUUUAAUGUAAAAAUUAUGACAAGCAUCAUUAUACGGAUUACGAUUUUUGGUAAUUAUUUUUAAUGGUGCAGUUGUUUUAAGAUUUUAUUAGUUGUAAUUUUAUAUAAGUAUAUAGUUG
Molecule: messenger RNA, 6858 nt
Organism: Acanthoscelides obtectus
Lineage: Eukaryota; Metazoa; Arthropoda; Insecta; Coleoptera; Chrysomelidae
Source: the annotation of a GenBank genome assembly